AUGGGUUAUCACGGAUGGAACAGCGGCACAGACAGUAUCACAUUUAAGCAAGCACAAGUGCAUGUAGCAGUGUCAGAGGCACUUGGAUCAGAGACCCAGGAUACUUGCGGUCGUACAUCUACCACCACUACCACAGUUUUAGAUGGCAAAAAUGGAUCCAUUCACAAACUACCAGGGAAGAUGACAAGAUCUGUUUCUCAGGACCUGAAGACAACAUUCAGUUCUCCAGCGGCAUGGCUACUUGUUGUUGCCCUCAUUGUUACAUGGUCAGCAGUAGCCAUUGUAAUUUUCGAUUUAGUAGACUACAAAAGUUUUUCAGGAGGAACCAUUAGCAAACUCCGAAACGAUCCAGUCAGAAUUAUACAUGAUGCUGUGGACGACACUACGGAUUGGAUAUAUGCCAUCUUUUCCACUGUAUCAAACCUAAUAUCAUUUGAAGAGGAACGCAAAG
This is a messenger RNA of Nanorana parkeri, 451 nucleotides long. It is a transcript of the gene TRDN, whose product is annotated as triadin. NCBI's taxonomy places the organism in Eukaryota, Metazoa, Chordata, Amphibia, Anura, Dicroglossidae. The transcript has 3 exons. Gene Ontology annotation, molecular function: signaling receptor binding. Gene Ontology annotation, cellular component: membrane; sarcoplasmic reticulum. The record is from RefSeq and is a predicted model, not a curated record. The annotation marks the transcript as partial.